ACAUUUUAAAGCGUUCAAAAUACAGGUAUUUGGAUCUUUCACUGGCUCUAAGUUUAGUAUGUUGUUCCAGUGCUUCAUACCCAAAAGAAUCCACUUCAUAGACAGGUGAUCGUAUAACAGGAUCAUCGGCAUUGAAAUUUUGGAUACUGUUAGUACCAUUCUGCUUUAGAAGAAUGGCUGUUGGAACACGUGAAUGAUAUUGAUUGAGCUUGAGAGUAGCGAUUUCAUCUUUAGCAAUAUUUGUUGUAUAUGCAAGAGAGCAAAACGUUGUUCCGAAAUCUAUCGCUGCUACAUUUCCUGUUGUUUGCCUAAACCGACCAGCCUGUUGCCCAUAUUUUUGCGCUAGGGAAUCUUUCUUUAUCCUAUCAGCUUUUUGUAUUCCUGAUGGUGCACCACUUGCAGCUAGCAGAGGUAAAAGACCAAGGCCACCAGGGGAACCACUUAAAGCAAGUAGUAGCGGAAGAGAUAACGGUAGGGGCAAUGGCAAAGAAUCGUCAUCAUUCUCGGCUCCAGGUUGUGUGCUAGAAAGAGCUCCAUCUUCGCCACUCAUUGAGUCACUCAUAUUUUUGUUUCUAUGAUAGUCUAACUCGACUACCUAAAUUACGAACUGAAACGGCUAACGAUAAAAACAAAAUCAAUAGCUAGCCUAGACACUACGAAUUCACGUGAGCUACGGGCCCCACGCACUGAGCUCAGCAACUUUUGUUUUCAUCUCUGGUUCAGUCAACACUCCUGACUAGGCUAUAGAUGGGCAAUAAUUUAUUUGGAGCUGCUGUUCCUGGAAGAUAUGGCGAUGAACAAGAGUCCGCUGGAAUCCGAGGAGGCCCCAGUGAAGCUGCAGUGGCUACAUCCGUCAGCCAUAAGUCAACUUAUGAGUUUAAACAAUUUGUUGUAAAUGAAUUCUUCAAAUCCAGCAAUGCAAUUGGAGAUAAGUUCACUGAAUUCAUGAAUUUGAGGGACAUUGAAUUCGCUAAACUAGAAGAGGAAGUAAAGAAGUUAAGACACCUCGAGGAAGAAAAUAAGCAAGCAAAAGACAAUAGCGAGGAUGUUAUAGUGAGAUUAAGUUGUGAGCUUCAGUCAAGAAAACAACUUAUUGAGGAACAGGCAAAGAAGUUAGAAUCCUAUGAAAAAAAUGAGAUUGCAUUAAAAAAGUACUUUUAUUAUUUUAUUUUUUGUAAUGAUGCAAACUAAAUCAGAGAAUUAGAAGCUAAAAAUGAAGAAAUUUUGAAGCUAAAUAAGUUGAUAGAUCCAAUGAGACAAUUAAGGAGAAGAGGUCACUGCAUUCAGUCUGGAGAUACUACACAUGAAGAUGUUGCAAGAGAUUAUAUGCAGCUUUUUGUUCAAAGAAAUUCAUUAGAAUCAAUAAGAAAGAAGGAAGCUGGACAAAGAGCCUCUGAAUUAAAAAAAAUACUUGAGAUUGCAUAUAGUGCUUGUAAAAAUCAUGUCAUAGAAAUAGCUAAAAAUGAGCUUGCAAUGCUUUUCAAACCUCCUGUGCGUGUGUUGACUGAACUGGAAAGAAAAAAUGAAGAUAUUUACCUCCCAUGGCAGUCUCGCCAAGAGGCACUGUCGCUUCUUCUGUCAAAUUCAAAAAUUCGGAACCAGUGUGUACCAGAUGACUUGACUGAUGAGGUUAUUAAAGAACUUUCAAAACAGUGUGAGUACCAUAGUGCUGGUAUGCACACUGUUCUGAAACAGGUGGCUGAACUGACUUGGAAAAUGGUGAACCUUUCUCCUCCAGUUUCUCUUGGCUAUUUGCCUUUUUCUGAGGAUUUAGAUCUAUAUGAUGUUACUGAUGUAAAAGAUUUGUUAGGUGCUGAAGAAAAGUACAAAGUUGAAUACAGACGACCAAUAUUAUUUUUUGGUUCAAGUGGCAUUGUUGGAUCUAAAGGAAGCAUUGCAAUAUAUCCAUUUCAGGCAGAGCAUUCUAAGCUGGAUGGAGCAGGCAUGCUUCCUGAUGAUAAAAUUACUUCAGAUAAUACUCCUACAUUUGAUCUCAGUGAAAAUAAAGAGAAAAAUGAAAGUGAAGUGAAAAAUGAGGAAAGAACACAUUUAUGUGGCUCUAGCAAGGUAUUACAAGAAAGUGUUCAAUUUCAAAGUGGAGCGAACCAGAUGGAUACUGGUUCAAAGCCAAAAAAGAGAAAAAAGAAGAAAAAAAAAUCAAGAGAGAAACCGGAAAGUCAUACUGAGCGAGAUGGCCUGAAAUCAGACUGUGAAAGCAACAAUAGUGAUAAUGAAUUAGAUCAAGUAGAUUGAAUGAUUGAUAGCUACAUUAUAGAAUAGCUAAUAUCAUAGAUAGUCGCUAGUCGCUAAUAUUUUGAAACUUAACCUACUGUUUUUUUUUCAU
Messenger RNA from Amphimedon queenslandica, 2344 nucleotides. RefSeq lists its product as uncharacterized. The record is from RefSeq and is a predicted model, not a curated record. The transcript is spliced from 12 exons. The coding region runs from base 1252 to 2253 and encodes 333 amino acids. Lineage: Eukaryota; Metazoa; Porifera; Demospongiae; Haplosclerida; Niphatidae.